CACACUCGACUUGGUCGCCUGGCAGUCAAGAGACCGAGGCUGGUCGUCAGAAAUCGUUCUCAGUCGGGAAAAGAAGAAAAUCUUCAUUUUCCCGUCUCCUAUAGCGCGUCCAGUGGUUCAGGGAGAUGUCGACUCGUUAUUAGCUCGACCUCAGGCCAGGGUUAACCAAAGAAGACAAUCUCUUCUGUCCUUGACGGGGGGGAAGCAACACAACCAACAACGUAUUUUCAUUUUCUACCAAGACUGUGACGAUGACGGAGUACAAAUUAGUCGUGGUUGGUGCUGGUGGUGUGGGCAAAAGCGCACUCACCAUUCAGCUGAUCCAGAACCACUUUGUUGAUGAGUAUGAUCCUACUAUUGAGGACUCAUAUAGGAAGCAGGUGGUGAUUGAUGGGGAGACAUGUUUGUUGGACAUCCUGGACACAGCCGGUCAGGAGGAGUACAGCGCCAUGAGGGACCAAUAUAUGAGGACAGGAGAAGGCUUCCUCUGUGUCUUUGCCAUCAACAACACAAAGUCUUUUGAAGAUAUCCAUCAGUACAGGGAACAGAUCAAAAGAGUGAAAGAUUCUGAUGACGUGCCCAUGGUGCUUGUGGGUAAUAAAUGUGACCUCCCAGCGCGUACAGUGGACACCAGGCAAGCCCAGGAACUGGCUCGAAGUUAUGGAAUCCCUUACAUUGAAACCUCCGCCAAGACGAGACAGGGAGUGGAGGAUGCUUUUUACACCCUGGUCCGUGAAAUCAGGCAGCAUAAAUUGAGGAAGCUGAAUCCGCCAGAUGACAACGGCCAAGACUGCAUGAAUUGCCGCUGUGUGGUGUCAUGACUAGGUAACUUUUGUCAAAUGGAACAGACUUUUGGAGCUGCGUUGCUCCAACACUGCGAUGCCUCCACAGAUGUCAGAGGUUGGGACAGACUAUGUAAAAGGAAACCUUUAACGUCGGCACAAGUGGAUUCAGAUUCCACAUCUGUCUGCUGAGGGAACAUCUCUGACUCUGGCCUCUACUGGAGCUAAAAGAAGAUUUACCUCAUACACUAGUCUAAACACUGGGCUCGCUCGGACUAUGUUAAGGACUGCCACACACAAAAAAUAUGUUAUCUACACUAAUACACUAUCUACUCUCAACUGGAAAUAAUAGCUGACGAAAUAACCUCGCAUAUCACCUCAUCAGCUUUGGACUUUUGACCAACGCUAUGAAGGAGAGUAGAAUUUCUACAUUAUAUGGAUUUGCAAACAUGAUAAUGUUUAGACUAGAUGUGAAAAAAAUGACUUGUAUGCCAUUUGUGGAGAGGAGCAUAACUCAAUGUAAUGUACAUAUUUACUGACUUCUCUUACAAAGGAGGCUCUUCAUUGAUAUACUGCAAUUCUCAUAAGCUCCAGUGCAAUAGUUCAAAAUGUAUCACAAGGUACAGUGAUAAGGGAAAACACCUCUGGUAUAUCAUUGAUUUGCACAAGCCGUAGGGCUGUGUUUCAGCUGGGCACAUUGCCUAUGUGCUCCUCUUUUUCCUCUUUAUCCCUGGGCCUCAACAGACGUCAAAGGAAAAAAAAGCUAGUACAGUCCUAACUACAAACAUUUGACAAGGUUUGUCUGCUUUGUGAUAAAGUGUGGUUUUCUGGAACGUGGAAAUGUGGUGCCUGUAGAUUACUUUAUUUGACUGCAGGCAGGCUCUAACUGAAUUGCACAUAUUGCAACCUUAAAAGCCUAAAGCACUUGUAGUUCUGCUCAUCACUGUGCUUUAUUUCUGCUCAGGGCCUAGGGUUGAAACAUUGUGGUUUGGUUCGGAGUCUCUUGUGUUAUUGUGAAUCAGUUGACUUCAGGUGGUCAUAUUCUUUUCUCUUCUAUCUGUCAUUACGCUUUUUUCUGAUUGUCUGGAAAUGAGGAUGAAGUGUUAAGGAGUCAAACUAGAGCUGGUGGUUUAUUGAAAUGGUGCAUCUCGUAGUUUUGUCCCUCCUGUAGCUGAAAAUGAGAACUGACAGCUUAGUGACACAGCAGUAACUGUUAACAUGCUCGUUAGGAACAUGUUGCCUUGAAAUUGCAGUAAUGAGUAGCAGUUAAUGCUUCUUCAAUCCUGAAAUGCUUUUCUUCUAAGUGGUUUACCAGUGAUGUCAUAAAUUAUCAUAAAAUAGUCGCCGUCUCCUGUCAUGGAUUGCUGUAAUUGCCAGCUUCUGGUGCAGCAACAGCGGCCUUCUAACAGUAAAAGUGCUACAUAUCCACACUCGCUGAAACAUAGCAAUAUGUGCAUUUACCGUGGCCUCUAUUAGUGAACUUAGCUAGGUGAUCGUUACUAGUGCUGGGUAUCGAAAUGGAAUACUUUUAUGCCCCCCACCCAGUUACUCCAAUACAACUAUCGAACAGCUCCCUCAAUACCGAAUUCCAGUACCUUAGUAGCCAUUCUUAGCAUCAAUGAGCCAAUAAGCACGCUCACUGAUGAUUCCAUUCUGUAUGCAUAUUAAUAACAUCAGUGCUUCUUGAUUAGUAUGCAAUCCUUAAGUAUACCCACUUCCAUCAUCUCACCCUUACUUCUGGCUGAAGCCACACCCACUUUCAGUGGGUCUAUAUCUUGCAUUUUUCUUGUGUUUUACUUUUCAACUUGGUCAAAACAUUUCAUGACCGUUUUCCAAUCUUUGUUUUUACUUACAAUUAAACAUGCUGUUUGUUGUUACUGUGCCUUUAAGACUUCUAUAUGUAAAUGAGCUUUCUUCUGAUUGGCUGCCCUGCAUUGUACCUAGUUUUAAAAGGAGACUGGACUGAAACACUCCUUAUAACUUCAGCGUGAGUGGGUGGGGCUAAAUUGCUGUAAGCUGAACAGGCAGAUAAACCAGGCUCUUUUGUUUAAAUGAAAGCGAAGCUAAUUUGGUGUUCCAUGAUAUGGGCCCUCUAAAUUAAAUUAUUAGGGAUCAGAAUUGAAAUCAAAGAUUGAAUGAAAAAAAAAUAUAUAUUGUUUUAGGGGGAAGAAAUCGAAUACCCAGCCCUAGUAAAACACUAUGCGGCAUAUAGUUAAUAUGUAUAUUUGACAGGUCCCGCACGUGAGUCCAAGUUAGGCUAUGAGUUUUUAGUCCUUAAAAAAUUCUUACUUUUGGUCUUUCCAUGAUUCACAGUGUCCUUAACUAUCUCUUUGUUGAAUGUAACUCCAUGGUCUUAAAUGAUUAAUGCUAUGAAUGACUUGUGAUGAUACUUUGAUGGGGUUUGUUAAAGGCACUUGUGGGGGCAUUUAGCUUGGAUAAUGAAUGCGCUUUCUUACAGAUUCUUCUGUACCAAGACAUGAAUUACCACAUUUAGUUGUGGUUCAAAACUUUUACUCUCUAGUUAUGGAGCGAUUUACAAUUAAAGUGAUGUUAAAACUGCAAUAGAACGAAUUUUUGAACUUUCUGAAUGCAUUGGUGAAAAAAGAGCUCCUUUGGUUCUCACUGGACACUCACAGCUUUGUAACAAGAUGUUGCUGUCUAAUAUCAGAUACCGGUUUCUGUAAGACGUUUGCUGCUAAAUGAACUUGUUUGUUUGGUUAUGCCUUUAUUGUGGAAUCUCACAGCCAGUCGGUUCCUAAGAAGCAACACUGAGUCUGCUGUUUCAGCAAAAAAGCUUUAGCGAUAUAAAUUUAGAGGUUUGACCGAUCUCACUUUGUGUCUGUGUGUGCGCAGGUUAAUGUUUAGUUCUUUAACUGAUGUGUCAAACUUACAUUGUGCAGUACUGAUGGUGUGUUGAGAAAGACUGAUAAAAGUGUUAAAUAAUCCA
Molecule: messenger RNA, 3729 nt
Organism: Pygocentrus nattereri (red-bellied piranha)
Lineage: Eukaryota; Metazoa; Chordata; Actinopteri; Characiformes; Serrasalmidae
Gene: hrasb
Product: HRas proto-oncogene, GTPase b
Exons: 6
Coding region: 252-821 (189 amino acids)
Biological process (GO): Ras protein signal transduction
Cellular component (GO): plasma membrane
Molecular function (GO): GTP binding; GDP binding; GTPase activity
Source: RefSeq, a predicted model, not a curated record